Molecule: messenger RNA, 741 nt
Organism: Rhipicephalus sanguineus (brown dog tick)
Lineage: Eukaryota; Metazoa; Arthropoda; Arachnida; Ixodida; Ixodidae
Exons: 8
Coding region: 43-741 (232 amino acids)
Source: RefSeq, a predicted model, not a curated record
CGCGCAUGAGUGUGUGCGCACGGUGGUCCUGCACGUUUCGGAAUGCCGACCUGCUGUGCCAGCGGUUGCAAAAGCAGGUACAGCAAAGGAAAGAAGCUAUUUUCGCUUCCGCGAGGAAAAGACAAUGCCGCUCGGCAAGAAGUGUGGCUCCAGCGUAUCGGACGGACUGACUUGGACCCUGUGUCGUCGCGGCUUUGUGAGGACCACUUCUCUGUGGACCAAUUCGAGCCGAUACUGCUGCGCAAGUUUGGUACUAAAAAGUUGAAGAGAGACGCGACGCCUACGAUUUUCAGUCAACAGCAUUCGCAAACGUCAGAAUACAAUGAUUCAGCCCGCUCAUCUUGUGGCUUUAAUCUGCUACUAACAGCAGCUGCUGUUGUUGAUGAAGCCGAAGAGACACACUGCCCAUCUGCUACGAAUGUGCUUCUGACACCAGCUGCUGUUGAUGGUCACACUGCCACUGAUUCAGCACCAUUGUAUUUUCCAGAAGAUGCACCUUCAAGUUCCGAAUGUGACGCACUGCCAGCUUGUUCAACAGCUUGUUCAGCAGGUGUGGAAACCACCCAUGAAUCGAGCUACCAGCCAUUUCAAGCUUUGAUGGUGCCUGUUGAGUCUCAGCAGAACUUUCGUGCUGCCUGUGGAGGAUUUCUGUCUGCUGAGGGCACAGCUGAUGUUAGUGGUAAGUGUUCAGUGCUACUGUUCUCACACACUAUGCAAUAUACACGGUGGUGUGACACUUGA